Molecule: messenger RNA, 902 nt
Organism: Trichoplusia ni (cabbage looper)
Lineage: Eukaryota; Metazoa; Arthropoda; Insecta; Lepidoptera; Noctuidae
Gene: Nelf-E
Product: negative elongation factor E
Exons: 4
Coding region: 71-883 (270 amino acids)
Biological process (GO): negative regulation of transcription elongation by RNA polymerase II
Cellular component (GO): NELF complex
Source: RefSeq, a predicted model, not a curated record
AUUAUAGGUCUAUAGAAAAUUAGAAACCACGAAAACACGACACACAACAAAUCGGAAAUACUGUUGUAAAAUGGUUUAUUUACAUUUCCCAUCUAACUUAACUGAGGAAGAACUUAUGCUGCAAGCAAAGUAUCAAAAGCUUAAAAAGAAAAAGAAGGCUUUGCAAGCGUUAAAGGCACCAAAACAGGAACCCGAAAAGCCGAUUUUACCAAAACGUCCUACUGAAGCUCGUGAUGCUCGCGAAAUUGCACGGAAACUAAUAAAAAGUGGAGCUAUUCAGGCUAUUAAAAGUCCUCCUCCACAGCCACAAAAUGCUACUUUCAAACGGCCUAGAGCAGGCAGAGAAAGGAAGUUGAGUGGGUCUGCUAGUGCUCCAGGUGGAGUGGCUUCUUAUCAACCCUUCAGUGCUUCUCAAGAGCCGCCACCACCUGAAGAUAAACAAGCUAAUCGUGUGAAGUACUUAUACGACUCGUUUGUCACUGCCAGGGAAAAAGAAGAGAAAUCACCUCGCCCUCCUCCACCAGCAGGCAGUGAAACACCAAUCCCACCAGCAAACCCCGCUGGCAGAAGUUCAGUUUUACUUGUAGUUGGACCUCGCAUCUCAGAAGAAACGAUAAGACGCCGCUUGGUCACAUAUGAACCAUUCACAUUUACUCAAGAACCAGAGGAUGAUAAAGCAUACUUGUCAUUCGAGACACCUGAAAUAGCGACACACGCGCUCGCUUCAAUGGAGGGGUUGGAAGACGGAUGGCGGGUAUCCAUAUCUCGCGGAAGGCCACCAACCCAGGCGCCUGGUUGGACCCCCGCUCCCUCGCCCCGCAACCCGCCGCCGCCUAAAGACCCAAAACGUACUUUGUUGACUUACGACGAUAUAUUUGAUUAAAUGUAAGUUAUUUUAUAAA